Messenger RNA from Lactuca virosa, 3489 nucleotides. Lineage: Eukaryota; Viridiplantae; Streptophyta; Magnoliopsida; Asterales; Asteraceae. The record is from the annotation of a GenBank genome assembly.
AUGGCUGAAAUCGUUGCUACCGCUCUCAUCAGUGUGCUGUGUGAGAAACUCAUCUCUGUUGACUUGAUGAAGCUGGCACGAUCUGAAGGAAUUGAUUCCCAGAUGAAAAAAUGGAAGAAGACCUUGCCCAUGAUCCAAGCUGUGCUUGCUGACGCAGGACAAAAUCAGAUAAAAGAGAGAGCCGUUCAACUGUGGCUCGACAAUCUCCAAGAUUUGGCUUACGACAUAGACGAUGUACUCGAUGAUUUGGCUACCGAAGCUAUUCAACGCAAGUUGGAUCGGGAAUCUGAUGCCGACACUAACUCCAGUUCCAGCACUAGUAAGGUAGUCAAGUUCAUCCCAACUUGUUGUACUAAUUUCAGUCCUAGGUAUGGUCGUCGGUUGAGUUCUACGAUAGAUGAGAUUACCACAAAAUUGAAUGAUCUUGUUGAGGUGAAAAACGGUCUGGGUUUUGUUGUAAAUGUGAACGUUGACAUCGCAAAUAGAACUGAGAGACGAUUGGAGCAAACUUCACUGGUUGAUGAGUCCAAAAUCAUGGGUCGUGAAGGGGAUAAAGAAGCAUUGUUGGGGAAGUUGUUAGGGAAUGAUGAAAAAAUGAGGAUAGUGUCCAUAGUUGGUAUGGGCGGGAUUGGAAAAACCACUCUUGCUAAAGUUUUGUACAACGAAGAGAAAGUGAAGGAUCACUUUGAACUCAGGGCAUGGAUUUGUGUCUCUGAAGAGUUGGAUGUACUUAAUAUUAGCAAGGUUAUAUUUCAAGCAGUAACUGGGAAAAACAGAGAUUUUGCUAAUCUUGAUCUGCUUCAUGUGGCCCUCAAAGAAAAACUUUUAAAGAAAAGAGUUGCAUCGGUGGUGGACUCUGACGAAUCUUACUAUUUGGAGCUUUUGUCAAAUGAAGAUGCUCUAUCUUUAUUUGCUCAACAUUCGCUUGGUGAAAACAACUUCGACAACCAUCCAACACUUCAAUUGCAUGGUGAAGGUAUUGUGAAGAAAUGUGGUAGAUUGCCUUUGGCUUUGAAAACACUUGGGAAUGUCUUAAAGGGAAAUAGAAAUGGUGAUGAAUGGGAGAAGUUGUUGAAUAGUGAGAUAUGGGAUAUACAGGAUGGAAGUGAGAUUCUUCCGGCUCUACGACUAAGCUACAAUCAUCUCCCUCCACAUUUAAAGCUGUUGUUUGCAUAUUGUUCCUUAUUUCCAAAAGACUAUGUGUUUGACAAAAAAGAAUUAGUCCUACUGUGGAUGGCAGAAGGAUUUUUGUUGCAACCAAAUGGAAACAAGUCAAUGGAGAUUCUAGGUCAUCAAUAUUUUGAAGAGCUAAAGUCGAGAUCAUUUUUUCAACAUUCAAUGAAUGAUGAUGUAAGAUAUACUAUGCAUGAUUUGAUAAAUGACUUGGCCACAAGUGUUGCAGGAGAGUUUGUUUUUAGAUUGGAUGAUGAGAUGGAUUCGUCUGACAAGAAAGACACUUUUGAGAACUUUCGUCACUUUUCACUUGUAGGUCCACAAGGGGGAUCCUAUAGAAAGCUUAAAGAAUUACAAAGAGCUAGACGUUUACGAAGUUUCUUAACAAUGUCUCGGGUGGAUAAUUCUUUUUUUGAAUUACUUCCACAACUACAGUUCCUAAGGGUUCUAAGCCUAGCUAAUUACGUAAUCUCAGAGGUACCACAAUCCAUUGGUAGUCUCAAGCAUCUGAGGUACAUCAAUUUUUCUUAUACUACAAUCACAUAUAUACCAGAAGAAGUAAGUGACCUCUAUAAUCUACAAAGCUUGUUGGUUCAUGGUUGUUCAGAGUUAUAUGACUUGCCAAAAAGUUUCGCAAAGUUAAUAAACCUACGACAUCUCGACAUUAGUGGUACUCCAAAACUCAAGAAGAUGCCUUUAGGGAUUGGCGUAUUGACAAAUCUACAAACUCUACCCAAGGUCAUUAUUGAACGAGGUAAUGGGUUCAAAAUAUCCGAGCUUAAGAACCUUUCAGAUCUUCAAGGUCGAAUAUCGAUCAUGGGGCUAGACAAAGUGAUAAAUCCAAUACAAGCACAAAAUGCCAAUUUACAUCAAAAGAAAGGUCUUGAUGUUUUGGAGAUGAUAUGGAGUGACGUGUUUGAUGAUUCUCGGAAUGAUAUGAAUGAAUAUGAAGUACUUAAACGGCUUAGACCUCAUCAUAAGUUAAGAAACCUCGAGAUUUUGUUAUACAAGGGAACACAAUUUCCCAGUUGGGUUGGCGAUCCCUUGUUUGAUCAGUUAACUGAGCUUACAUUACGGGGUUGUAGAAGUACACAUUUACCAACACUUGGACAUCUAAGGUCACUUAGGAAAGUGUUUGUUGAAAGGAUGCAUGGGGUGAAGACAAUAGGUUUUGAGUUACUUUCACCUACAAAUUCUCUCGUUGGCAUUGCAUUUCCAUCUCUUGAAGUUUUGGAAUUUGAUGAUAUGCAAGGUUGGCAAAUAUGGUCAAGUAUUGGUGCUAGCGAUGAUGGAACUGCUAGAUCGUUUCCUUGUCUUCGUGAGAUUUCUAUAAAACGUUGCCCACUACUAGCUAAAGUAUAUAUUGGAUUUAUACCAUCGCUUCGGUUUUUACACAUAGACGAAUGUUGUGAAGUGGUGUUAAGAAGCAUGAUUGGUGUGUCUUCAUCACUUGUUGAAUUGGAAAUGUUGAAUGUUAAAGGAUUUACUCAACUACAUGGAGAAGAUUUAAUACGUCUUGGAGCAAUUGAGUAUCUAUUUUUUGAUGAAUGUGAUGAAUUGAGAUACUUGUGGGAACCAGAAUCGGAUGCGUACAAGAGUCUUGUGAGUUUAAAGAAGUUGGUGGUACAUAGUUGUUAUACACUAGAGAGUCUCAAUUGUCCAAACAGUGUUGAGAGGUUGGUGAUUAAUCGUUGUCAUUCUAUGACAUCCUUGAUCUUCUCAGUGAACGAGCUUCCAUCAUCUCUGAUUGAAACAAUCAUCUGUGAUUCUGAUAACACAGAACCCGUUCAAGAGAGAGGUUUUGGUGUUCUUCCCCCGUUAUGCCUAAGAUAUCUUGAUGUCCAUAACGGCAAGAAUCUAAAUUCAUUUCCUCAUGAUCGUUUGCAAAGUCUCACAUGUCUGGAAGAAUUGAGGAUACAUGGUUGUCCAAGUAUAGACUACUCCUUCCCUUCUGGUGUUUGGGCUCCUAAUUUAAGUAUCCUAUGCAUAGGAUGCUUAAAGAAGCCCAUGUCAGAGUGGGGCCCACAGAAUUUCCCGACCUCACUAGUUGAGCUACAGUUGUAUGGCCAUAACUCAGGGGUGGGUUCAUUUGCAGUGGGAGAAGAUGUGAGGGAGGCUACCGCUUCAUCUUUUCUUCUUCCACCAGCUUUAACAUCUCUAAUUGUCUUUGAUUUUAUGGAUGUGGAAUCACUUUCAGAGGUCGUACAACAACUCCCGUGUCUUAAAAGUCUUGACAUUUUCUCAUGUCCAAAACUUAGUGAUGUUCAUGAGAUAGCAUCCUACCGAUCAUCUUUGACAGUAUCAGUGAUUCCAUAA